This is a messenger RNA of Aspergillus heteromorphus CBS 117.55, 924 nucleotides long. RefSeq names its product Zip-domain-containing protein. Gene Ontology annotation, biological process: zinc ion import across plasma membrane. The transcript is spliced from 2 exons. NCBI's taxonomy places the organism in Eukaryota, Fungi, Ascomycota, Eurotiomycetes, Eurotiales, Aspergillaceae. The coding region runs from base 1 to 924 and encodes 307 amino acids. Gene Ontology annotation, cellular component: plasma membrane. Gene Ontology annotation, molecular function: high-affinity zinc transmembrane transporter activity. The record is from RefSeq and is a predicted model, not a curated record.
AUGGGUGCCUUCAACGCCUCUGAUGUGAACCUCCUCACGGCCAGCAAGGAGGACGUGUUCUGCUACUAUGCCAUCUCCGAGAACGACUACAACGGCCACCUCGGGGCCCGCAUCUCCUCCAUCUUCGUGAUUCUCUUCGUCUCCAUGGGCUUCACUGUCUUCCCCUACGUGUUUGCCCGCUACUUCGGCACGGGGGUCAUCCUGGCCACGGCCUUUGUGCACCUGCUGGACCCGGCCUACAAGCGCAUCGGGCCCACCACCUGUGUCGGCGUGUCCGGAUACUGGAACGAGUACUCCUGGUGUGCCGCCAUCGUGCUGAUCUUUCUCCUCGAUCUGGCGGCCGAGGUGUAUGUCGAGCACCAGUACGGCAUGCAUCGCGAUGAGGGCGCCCCCAAUGCUUUCAUCUCCAACGAUCCCCACCCCGCCCAUCAGCACCGCUGUCCCACGGACGGUGUCGCUGACGGACCUGGCGGCGGAGAGAAAGUCCCGGCCUCCAGAUCCACCGAAGACACGACCUCGUCCACGGAGCCCACAGGAUCCACGACCGCGGAAUCCGCCGAACGCUCGUUCCGGCAGCAGAUCGCGGGCUUCCUGAUCCUCGAGUUCGGGAUCAUCUUCCACUCGGUGAUCAUUGGGCUGAACCUGGGGGUGACGGGGUCGGAAUUCGCGACGCUGUAUCCGGUGCUGGUGUUCCACCAGUCCUUCGAAGGGCUGGGGAUCGGGGCGCGGCUGUCGGCCAUCCCGUUCGGCCCUCGCGUCUGGCUGCCCUACCUGGUGCUGAUCUCCAGCGCGCUGGUGGAGUUGCUGGCGCGCGACUUCAUCUUCGAUCCGUGCCGCACCCGGCGGCGGUCGAAGCUGCUGUACAUGGUGUUCUGCACGUUGCUGGGGGCGGGCAUCAUGGCGUUGAUCGGGAAGUGGGCGUGA